AACGAAGCGAGUAGAUAAGAGCAUAAAAAACCACCACUCAACGCACCGGAGCUUCAGACAAAAUUGUAUUAAAAUUUUAAAAAUCCGAUGGACCUUCAGACACCGUGCAACAUAUUCUACAACCGGAACCCAUUACUUACCCUGCGAACCUUUCCAUCCAAAAACACAUUAAAAUGCCGCAGCAAUACGGCGUCGUCGGAGCUCCAAGCUUCACCGGAAGUACCUCGCUUUUCCGUCGCUUCGUCUGCCCCUUCCCAUAAAGUCACCGUUCAUGAUAGACAACGUGACGUUGUUCACGAAUUCUAUGUUCCUGAGGAUCAAUAUAUAUUACAUACAGCUGAAGCACAAGACAUAUCACUGCCAUUUGCUUGCAGGCACGGUUGUUGUACUAGUUGUGCUGUCCGGAUAAAGUCUGGACAACUUAGACAGCCAGAAGCAUUAGGGAUAUCCGCAGAGUUGAAAGCUAAGGGUUAUGCUCUCCUUUGUGUUGGUUUCCCGACUUCUGAUAUUGAAGUUGAAACACAAGAUGAGGAUGAGGUAUACUGGCUUCAAUUUGGACGAUAUUUUGCUCGAGGACCUAUUGAAAGGGAUGACUAUGCGCUGGAACUAGCCAUGGGUGACGAGUAAACCUCUAGUCAAAUUGUAAAUUAUAAGGAAACCAAUCAUUAAAUCGAUAUUAGUAUGUUACAUUCGUGCUGUUAGAAAACAUAUGAGAAGCUCCUCGUACUUUUGACAUGUUGUUUCGGUGUUUCCUUUCAAAAAGUUAAUACAUAUAUAGCCCCCUUAAAUCUUGA
Messenger RNA from Erigeron canadensis, 794 nucleotides. RefSeq names its product ferredoxin C 2, chloroplastic. The transcript has 6 exons. Lineage: Eukaryota; Viridiplantae; Streptophyta; Magnoliopsida; Asterales; Asteraceae. Gene Ontology annotation, biological process: electron transport chain. The record is from RefSeq and is a predicted model, not a curated record. Gene Ontology annotation, molecular function: electron transfer activity; 2 iron, 2 sulfur cluster binding. The coding region runs from base 88 to 627 and encodes 179 amino acids.